AUAACCAACAAGCGGUGGAACGUAGGUAGUUCUGCACGCAGCUACAAACUUUGCUGGAUUUACGCUGGUUUGUGGCAAAACUCUGGGUAAACAUUAUAAUGAGCCCAAUGCAGUGACCGGGCCCAAAACAAAAGAGCGUUGCAGACAACAUGAAAGAACGCCCACACCAUGUGCUGCUUGGACCCGACCCGACCCGACUGGCCCUACCCAAAAUCGCAGUUCACAGCCAGAGCAGCCACGGAGCACCAAGAGUUCGCGCGGACUGUAGCCAAUUCCCAAUUGCUGCCAUUUCGUUACCCUUUUGCCCAAUUUGCCAAGCAUCAAUGGGGCAACGGGGCGUGGCGGCCGCAUCCUACGGACGGAUAUACAGACAUUGGACCCCUUUCUUUGCCUGUCUUUCAGUUGUACUUUUUUCAAUUACCAAAUCACCAAAAGCAAGCAGAGAUCCGAAAUCCGUUGAGAACUCCAGCGAACGUCGGCGAGCUUCGGCGAAAGAGAGGGCCAAACCCAGUCCAGUCCAGGCCAGGCCAACCAGAGUCGAAACGGAAAUUGGUAAGAGGAGAAAUAAACGAAAAACAACAAGGGACGACAACUGGCGCAAGUGCAAAUGGCUCUAAAGAAAAAAAAAAAAACAAGAAAAAAGCCCCCAACUCUACAGAUCCGAUCCCCCCGGUUUCUUCAGAGACCCUAAGACCCGUGGAGACUUUUGCAGCCCAGCGAACGAGCGCAAGACGAAGACUGGCGAAGAAACCGAAGACGGAAGACAGAAGACUCGGCCGCGGCUUCGGAGCUUCGAAAGCCCCCAUAUAAUAAUAAUAAUACAGCAAGCCCCAGUCGCAAUCUUCAAGUCGCCGUUCGCCGACGAUCAGUUUGAGUUUGGCCGUGGAAGCCGCCAGUUCGGUGUCGCGUUGCUCAGUUGCUCAGUUGCACCAGUUGCCCAGUUCCUAAUGCUAUAUAGCUGAUAUAGCUAUAGCCGAUACCUUGCUAUUCGUACUACGAUUUGUGGCGUGGAACGUGCGUCCAGAUCGGUUCGUGUGUGCCGCCCCGUUCCGUUCGUCGGUCUCUGAAAGCGAAAACUGGCGCUCAAGUUCAGUCAGCGAUUUGUCGGUUUCUAUGCAAAUCAUUACUCGGAAAAGAAACACAUAUAACCCAGAGACGACAGAGUCGGGGACAGAGCCGCCGUAACAACAAAAGGCAGAAAAAGCCAGAAAAAAGAGCGUGCUAUUUUUAUUUUGCUAAAUGUCGACUCGAGGCUCACGUCGCCGGAGCAGAGCCAAAGUCUCCGUUUCAACUGGCGAGAGACUGUAACCCGAGUCGCGGUUCGCGCAAAAAAAAAAAAUAAAUACAAAAAAAAACAAAAUCGCAGAAGAAAAAAAAACCAACAGACAAACAGAAACAGAUUGUAUCUGUAUCUAUAGUCGCGACUUGCGGCUCGUUUUGUGUGCGCACAUUCGUGUAUCUGUAUCUGCCGCCGAGCGCAAAAAAGUAAUCAUAAACUGGAAGGGAAAGAAAAACAAAUAAAUAAUAAAAGAAAAAAGAAAAGAGUGCCGCUCCCCAGCAUCCGAGGAGUACUUCAACUGAUACCGAUUGAUAGAUACCGCCCCCAACUGCCGGCCAAGGCGUAGUGAUUUGUGAAUCAGCUGAGUCGGUUUUUCGGCGGCGACUGCGGUGUGGGAGGAUCGAUCCCCCCAGAGAUUUGGAUCUAGAAGAAGGAAGUGGCUAGAUAGCGCAGCUAAUUGAGAAUCCAUCAAGUUCGCGUAGAAUGGCUCUCCGCUUAGAUUAUCGUUGCUUACUGGAUGCCUUCGAGGAUUACUACUACCACAAGGAGAUCCAGCGUUUGGUCGCCGAAACCGCUGGAGGGGCUACAGCAACAUCUCCCGCCUCAUCCGCCUCCUCGACGGCCUCCAUCUCAUCUGCAUCCUGCUCGAGUGGACCCUCCACUUCCUCCAACGCCUCGUCCGCGGCCAGUUCGCACGGUUCGUUGGCCCAGGUGGCUACUGCCCGAGCGGCCGCUGCUCUGGCGGACCAACAAGCACUGGCCAGCCAGAGGGCGAUGUUCUACAAUGUCCAGCAUCCUCAGCAGCUGGAGCAGCUGCAUGCGUUGCAGGCGGAGUCCGGCAAUCAGCAGAUGCAUCCGCAGGCGAACGCCGAUCCCAACGCCUCCUCCAUGGCCAACAGUCUACUCUGGCAGCCAUGGCGAGAUCUCCAGCAGGCGGCCGCCAUGCAUCAUCAGCUCUACAGGCAGCAGCAGCAGCAGUUGCAGUUGCACUCAGAGAUGCGUGCGACGUCCAAGGUGCUGACCACCACCAAGUGGCGACGCGAGCGGCGUCAGCGGAGUGCCGGAUACCAGCCGCACGAGGCAGGCAACAGCGAGAGGGAGCGGGAACGGGAACGGGAUCGGGACCGAGAGGAUCGCGACAUGGACAGUCCCAUUGACAUGUCGGUGACGACGGGAGCUCUGAAGCAGAGAGCCUCACCGCCGCCUCCCUAUCGCGAACCCUUGCCUGGGACCAACUACGCGGCCAACAGCCGACCCAGCGUCAUUACCCAGGCUCCACCCAAGCGAGAACCACCGGAGCAGGCCCACUCUACAGAUAUGGCGAUGUGCGACAUUGACGAACACUUCCGACGCUCACUGGGCGAGAACUAUGCUGCCCUGUUCGCCAAGAAGUCACCGACGCCUACGCCAACACCCACGCCCUCGCCAAGUGGUACUCCCAAGCAGCAGGUUUCGCCGCUGGCCUACGGACUGCCUUCAUCAACCAGCACAGCGGCAUCGCAGCACUACCAGCAGCAACGCUCGCCGCUGGCCAAGUCGGGAUGGGCCAUUCUGGAGCCCGAAUCGCUGCAGCCGGAACUGCCGCCGCCGCAGGAGGAACCGCUUCCCCUGUCGCUGGCACUGCAUCGCACCCAAACGCCGCCAUCGCCGCCACCUUCGGCCACGGGAUCGGCACCAGCGCUACCCACGGCCGUCAGCCAGGUGAUGGAGGCAGCGGUGGCGGGCAGGCGGAUCCUGGACACGCCACACCACACGCCGCCGAGAUACAACACGCCACCGCCUCCACCGCCGGCUUAUGGAAUAGCCGGAACCACCGUAGUGGCGCCGACUUUGACACCGACUCCAACUCCGAAUCCGACGCCAUCGCAGAUUCCCACGCCCACGCCCAGCAUGCCGGCCAUCAUUCGGGUGAAGGCUGAGCCGGGACUGGCGGCCGUGGCUGCCUCCUCGACGCAAACGCCGCCCGCUUCGCCCACCUCGUCCACGAAUAUCUCGAUAUUCACCAAGACUGAAGCCUCGGUGGACGACCACUUUGCCAAGGCGCUGGGCGAAACCUGGAAGAAGCUGCAGGGCGGGCACAAGGAGUAGAGGAGGAGCAAGCGAGCAAAGCACCCACCAACCCGCACACCACCCGAUCCCGAUCCCAAUCCCCAACAGAACUCAAAACAACCCAACCCAAAAGCAACCCUGAUCCUCAACGAUCCAACUCAAGAGCUGUUUUUAUUAUAAAUAUUUCAAACUACACAAUUAACGUUUAAAGAUCUCAUGCUGAUGUGAACGGAAAUUCUUCAACUGCGAGUGUAUUACAAGUUUCUGAUAUAAUGAUUUUAUUGAAUAUUGAUAACGGUUAGCGCGCGGAUAUAAUUAUAUAUAUAUAUAUGAAUAUUUACAUAUAUAUGGAUAAAUGUGUAUGACAAAGUGUAUACGUACAAGUGACAAAAUUUUGUAUUCUUAACGCUUAGUUGGUAGAGACUAAUCCUUAAUAAUAUACCUAUUAAACAUAAGUAAACAAUCCUAAAAA
Messenger RNA from Drosophila simulans, 3800 nucleotides. RefSeq names its product extensin (gene Tgi). The coding region runs from base 1763 to 3367 and encodes 534 amino acids. Gene Ontology annotation, molecular function: transcription coactivator binding. The record is from RefSeq and is a predicted model, not a curated record. Lineage: Eukaryota; Metazoa; Arthropoda; Insecta; Diptera; Drosophilidae. Gene Ontology annotation, biological process: negative regulation of DNA-templated transcription. The transcript is spliced from 3 exons.